GUUUCUAUUUACUUCAAACCAACUGCCGAUGCUCCUAUAAUGAAAAAGAAAAAAUGGGAGGUUGAAAGAAAUAUCACAAUUUCAGACGUAACUGGAUUCUUUCGAAGUUACCUAACCUGUGCGCCCCAUGAAUCAUUAUUUCUGUAUAUCAAUCAAUGCUUUGCACCAGCGCCAGAUAUGACCAUUGGAUCUUUGUAUGAUUGUUAUGGAUCAGAUAGAAAGAUAACAUUUUAUUACUGCAAAAAUCAAGCUUGGGGAUAA
Molecule: messenger RNA, 261 nt
Organism: Helobdella robusta
Lineage: Eukaryota; Metazoa; Annelida; Clitellata; Rhynchobdellida; Glossiphoniidae
Exons: 3
Biological process (GO): C-terminal protein lipidation; autophagy of mitochondrion; autophagosome assembly
Cellular component (GO): Atg12-Atg5-Atg16 complex; phagophore assembly site membrane; cytoplasm
Source: RefSeq, a predicted model, not a curated record